UGCUUGUGUCCUAAUCCUUCCCUCUCCGUCAAUUAUUUCGUCUUAAGAAAAUGUCCAAAGAUCACCAAACUUGGGGUUCUUCUUUGUUCUCUGCUUGAACAGAACUACAAGGAGUUUGAAACUCUGUUUUUAAGUUUCAGAUUAAACAAUGGAAGAGAAAAAAGUAGUAAGAGCGUUAAGCGAGCACCUAUCACUACCUCCUCCACCAUCUCUUUCUGUAGCGGUAGCCAUUAACGGCAAGAAGAAGAGCAAAUACGUCGUUUUUUGGGCUCUUGAGAAGUUCAUACCUGAAGGUUUCACUGAUUUCAAAUUGCUUUAUGUUCGUCCUCCUGUCACUUACAUCCCUACCCCAAUGGGGAAUGCGAUAUCGAUAUCAGAGCUUAACAACGACGUAGUAUCAGCUUACAAACAAGAAGUGGACAGGAGCACAAACGAGAUGCUUCGUCCUUACAAAAAAAUGUUCGAAAGGAGAAAGGUGCACGUAGAGAUUUUGGUGCUGGAAUCACACGAGCCUGUAGCUGCGAUAGCGGAAGAGAUCGCUGGAACUGGAGUCACAAAACUGGUAAUAGGAAUGUCUCUUCGCGGAUUCUUUUCAAGAAAGAUCGAUAUGUCUUCUAUGAUCGCAACAGCUGUCCCGAGAUUCUGCACAGUCUAUGUGAUCUCGAAGGGGAAACUAGCUUCUGUGCGUCCUUCUGAGUCAGACGCUAGCGGAAGCAUAAGAUUCGAGAGAACUGAGAGAAGUAGUUCCACAAGUGGCUCCACUGAUAGUCCUAGACUCCCUUCUGAGUACCAAGACUUUCUCUCGUUUGUUUCGGAAGCGCAAUCCCGAGUCUCUCCGUUUUUCCCUGCUCGGAAACAUUCGAUGAGCAGUAGCAGCGCGGUGGUUCAAAUGGAUACGAGUUCCAGCGAGACGGACCAAGAGGAAGUAUCUAAAGGGCGAGGGAUGGAAAUUGUACAUAUGGGUAAUGAAGGGAAUAAGAAUAAGGAUGAGAGCUUUAGUGCCUCGUUCCCAAUGGGAACAGAGGCGUAUCACGCGAUGAGCUGGGCUUCUAAAUGGAGAGAUCACGAGGAUAGGAGAGGGAUCAUGAGCUCGUCUUCGAGCAACAACCACGAGCUAGCGAAUAUGGAUUGGGGUGCAGUGGUUCCUGAGAACUAUUCUUGGGUUUCUCAUUGUGCCUCUAACAUGUCUGAUGGACUCCUCAGCGUCCAUUCCGUGACUGAUAAUCAGGUGAAUCUGAGCUUUGAGAUAGAGAAGCUGAGAGCCGAGCUGAAACAUGUUCAGGAGAUGUAUGCCAUGGCUCAAACCGAGACUGUUGAUGCUUCAAAAAAGCUGACUGAGCUAAACCAGCGGCGGUUCGAGGAGUCCGAGAAGCUUGUGGAGCUGAAGGAAAUGGAAGAAGUAGCCAAAUAUACAGCUUCAAAGGAGAAGCAGAGGUAUGAAGAGGCAAUGAAGGAAGCAGAGAAGGUUAAAGAGCUCAUGAUGAAAGAGGCUUUACAUAGAAGAGAAGCUGAUAUCAAAGCAGAGCGCGACGCUAAAGAGAAAGAUAAGCUUCAGGCUUCUCUCGUCUCUCCCGGGAUCCAAUACCAACAUUAUACCUGGGAGGAAAUCGCAGCCGCCACUUCUGACUUCGCGGAAAAUCUCAAGAUUGGAAUCGGAGCCUAUGGAACCGUCUACAAAUGUAAUCUGCAUCACACGACGGGUGCUGUCAAGGUCCUUCACGCAGGAGAAACUCAGCUCUCUAAACAGUUUGAUCAAGAGCUUGAGAUCUUAAGCAAAAUCCGACAUCCUCACCUAGUCCUCCUCCUCGGGGCAUGUCCCGAACGAGGCUGCCUUGUCUACGAGUACAUGGACAAUGGAAGCUUAGAUGACCGGUUGAUGCUAGUCAACGACACACCACCGAUCCCUUGCAAACUCGGCGACGUUGGUCUCUCAACAAUGGUUAACCAAGACGACGCUUCUUCUAAACUAACCGUCUUCAAGAAAACCAGUCCCGUGGGCACGCUCUGUUACAUCGACCCUGAGUACCAGCGAACCGGGAUUAUCUCACCUAAAUCAGAUGUGUACUCCCUCGGAGUUGUGAUUCUGCAGCUAAUAACCGCGAAACCCGCGAUAGCGAUUACUCAUAUGCUGGAAGAAGCGAUCGGAGACGAUGCUGAAUUUAUGGCAAUCUUGGAUAAGAAAGCUGGGUCUUGGCCCAUCAGUGAGACUCGUGAGUUAGCCGCUUUGGGACUGUGUUGCACGGAAAUGAGACGCAGAGACAGACCAGAUCUAAAAGAUCAAAUCAUCCCGGCUUUGGAACGGCUCAAGAAAGUCGCCGACAAAGCUCAAAACUCGCUCUCGAGAACUCCAUCUGGUCCUCCAUCUCAUUUCAUUUGCCCACUCAUCAAGGGAGUGAUGAAUGAGCCGUGCGUGGCUGCGGAUGGGUAUACGUACGAUCGGGAAGCUAUAGAGGAAUGGCUGAGAGAGAAUGAUACAUCACCAGUGACGAACCUUCCACUGCCUAACAAGAACCUUCUUGCUAAUUACACUCUUUACUCAGCAAUCAUGGAGUGGAAAUCUAAUAAACAGUAGAGAGAAACAGAUUCCACAAAAAUUACUAUCGAUUCUAUCAAUGUGUUUACUCUAAUCUUUUUUUUUUGUGUGUUUGUCUCUGUGCCUCCUUGGUCUCUGUUCCGAGGAUUUGUCUCUUGUGUGAUGAGAUGCAAAAUUACAAUAAUACAACAUUAGAGAA
Molecule: messenger RNA, 2732 nt
Organism: Arabidopsis arenosa
Lineage: Eukaryota; Viridiplantae; Streptophyta; Magnoliopsida; Brassicales; Brassicaceae
Source: the annotation of a GenBank genome assembly